Messenger RNA from Syngnathus typhle (broad-nosed pipefish), 3436 nucleotides. Its product is annotated as inactive dipeptidyl peptidase 10-like. Gene Ontology annotation, biological process: proteolysis. NCBI's taxonomy places the organism in Eukaryota, Metazoa, Chordata, Actinopteri, Syngnathiformes, Syngnathidae. Bases 78 to 2453 code for a protein of 791 amino acids. Gene Ontology annotation, molecular function: serine-type peptidase activity; dipeptidyl-peptidase activity. The record is from RefSeq and is a predicted model, not a curated record. The transcript is spliced from 27 exons.
AUCGCCUCCCAGUCAGAUUUGGAUGUUAUUACCGGGAGGAUUCGGAGGAGAAUUUGGUCAAAAGACUACUCGGUGCAAUGACAGCCUCGAAGGAUCCGAGUAAGAAGAAAUCGAAAGAGAAUCAGCUAGAUGAGGAUUUUGUGGACAUCAGCACCCCGCAGCGCAACUGGAAGGGCAUCGCCAUCUCUCUGCUGGUCAUUGUGGUCGUCUGCUCGCUCAUCACCGUAUCUGUGGUGCUCCUCACGCCUGCCGAUCUGGCAGGCAGCAUCAAGUCUGAGCUGACUGUAGACGAUCUGUACGCUUCCGAGUUCACCGUGCACGAGCCAGAAGUCGCAUGGAUAAGCGAUUCCGAGGUGGUCUACAGGAACCGAGACAAGCACGUUGUGAAAUUCGACUUCACUCGCAACGAGAGCCAAGUCCUGCUUAGCGACGCCACUUUUGUGGCAUUCAAGGUGGCAAAGUACUCGCUCUCGGCAGACCUUCAAUACGCGCUCUUUGCUUAUGACGUCAAACAGAUGUACAGAUUUUCCUACCAGGCUUCCUACAUCGUUUACAACAUAUACACCCGGGAGGUUUGGGAACUGAACCCUCCGGAAGUUUCCAACGCUGUGCUGCAGCAUGCGGCGUGGGGGAAACAAGGACAGCAACUGAUUUAUAUUUUUGAGAACAACAUCUACUACCAGUCGGACGUGAAGAGCAACUCCUUGAGGAUCACCUCUUCUGGUACGGAGGGCGUCAUCUUCAACGGGCUUGCUGAUUGGCUUUAUGAAGAGGAGAUUUUGCAUUCGCAUUUGGCCCACUGGUGGUCACCUGAUGGAGAGAAACUGGCUUUCCUCACUAUUAACGACACGCUGGUGCCCAACAUGGCUUUGGCCCAGUUCACUGGCAGCGCCUACCCCCGAGGUGUCCAGUACCCGUACCCCAUGGCCGGCCAGACAAACCCAGCGGUCAAGCUGUCUGUGGUCCAUCUUUUCGGGGUAACACACACUGUGGAGCUGCAACCUCCCGAUCAGCUCAGGCUGAGGGAUUUCUACAUCAGUAUGGUGAAGUGGAUCAGCAACACGCACCUGGCCGUGCGCUGGCUCACUCGGGCCCAGAACGCAUCCGCGCUGACCGUGUGCGAGGCCGCCGUGGGAGUCUGCCUUGCGAGACAUGAGGACUCUUCAAAUUCAUGGAUCUCCAGGCAGAACCAGGAGCCUUUGUUUUCAAAAGACGCAAGCAGGUUUUUUCUUACCGUUCCUUUGAGACAUGGAGGUCAAGGGGAUUUUCAUCACAUUGCCAUGUUCACCAAAAAGGGCGACAAGGACGAGAUUGAACACGUGACGUCCGGCACCUGGGAGGUGACGCAAAUUGUGGCGUACGAUGAAAACAAGCAGGUCAUAUACUUCCUGAGCACAGAAGUUUCUGCGCAACAGAGGCAUUUAUACAGCGUGUCCACCUUGGGUGCGUUUCCACGACAAUGCCUCACCUGCGGACUGCGCGAAGCGUGCAUGUUCUUUGAGGCCGACGUCAGCCCAGAUGUCGAGCACGCCGUCCUGCGUUGCAAAGGUCCGGGAGUUCCAUCGGUUCUGCUUCUUAGUUUGGACGAGGUGGACUCCUAUUUCGUCCUGGAGAACAAUCACCCUGUGUGGUUGAUGCUGUCCACCAAAAGAACGGUUCGGACCCAAAUCCACACCGUCCAUCAUAACGACUUGGAGCUGCCUCUGAAGCUCAUCCUUCCUCUUGACUUCUCCGAGUCCUUCCUCUACGGCCUUCUGCUCGUCGUCGGCAGCUCUCCUGGUGACCAGGCGGUCACGGAGGAGUUCAAGCUGGACUGGGAUCAAGUGCUGGUGGGCUCCGAGGAGGUGAUCGUGGCUCGGCUAGACGGUCGCGGUUCUGCGUUCCGAGGUCAAAGGAUGUUGCAUCAGCUCCACCAGAACAUUGGGCAGGCGGACGUUGAGGACCAGAUAGCAGCUCUGGCGUACUUGGUGAAGCUUCCCUUCAUCGAUCCGACCAGGGUCGGCGUUUUUGGAGAGGACUACGGCGGUUACUUGACGCUGAUGCUGAUCAAGUCGACCGAGGGGUUGAUCCGAUGCGCUGCUGCUCAGGCUCCCGUCGUUGAUUGGACCAUGUAUGCUUCAGCGUUCUCAGAGCGAUAUUUCGGCACACCUUCUUCUGAGGAGAACAGAUAUCAAAUGUCCAAAGUUCUCCCAGACGUCAAAGGCCUGCAGGGAGGAUCACUGUUUCUCGCCCAUGGGACCGCUGAUGCAAACGUUCACUUUCAACACUCAGCGGAGCUCAUCAAGCACUUGAUCAGGGUGGGAGCCAACUACACCAUGCAGAUCUACCCUGAUGAGGGCCACUUCCUGUCAAGACAAAGCCAGAUUCAGCUGAGGCACUCUCUGAUUGGCUAUUUUCGAGGUUGCCUGUUGGACGCGUCAUCAUUACUCGACAGGCGUGCUGAAGAUGAAUGAGGAGGUCCAUAGAACAAUUGUGCGUGCGUGUGUUUUUUACUCUUAGCACAAUAUUUCAGUUAUUGUGAAUUUAGAACAGGGGUGUCCUUUCCUUCGAGAGGAGCAUACACAAAAUCCGAGGGCACUGGCGGAGCUAGAUGGGGGGGCCGCAGGGGCACUGAUGAAAUAUACUUGGACCCCCCCCAGCUGCCAGGUGAGAUCAUUAGCUUUUUUUUUUUCUUUUUCCAACAAUUCCACCCUCUCCCAAAGGUAACAUGACAAAUCAUCAUAGUUUUUGUGAUUUUUUUUUUUUUUGCAGCCCUUAUUGAAUUUGAGUAGGUAGAUGGAGGUUGUGAGCUGCUAAGAAAAGCAAACGGCGGCAUCGUAACUUUAAUUUGGACACCCCUGAUUUAGAAGCUAAGGUAAAUGAAAAUAAGAAUGACAUCCAAUCCUGUUUUUAGCACCUCAAAAAUGUUGUUUAAAAAUAUAACGCAAAAUGUGAGACCAAAAGUGGUCAGUGACGUUCGUGGCAUGAAGCCGUCGACAUUGUGCACUUUAAAUUUUUUUGUCGCUCGGUCUUCAGAAUGUGAAUGUGCGUUAUGUUGAAGACACUGUGUUGGGGUUUACAUUUUUUGUAAACUGUUUAGCUUCAAUCGUGUUUUUAUGUUCACAUUACCGAUUUGCCCUUUAACUGAUUAUCGUGUAUGUAACAUGAUGGUAUCCUUCCUUUUCUAUGAGAAUCCAUUUUAGGUAGAUUUAUGAUUCUAUUGAUGGUUUUCAUGAAAGAUUGCAACAGCUAAUGUGAUUUAGUCAAAUUUAAAAAGGGAAUUCUUGUCUCACCUAACGAAAACAAGAAAAUCAAAAUAGACAAGAACGGAAAGCUGAGGAGUUAGAAAUGAGCGAUUUGUUAGUGCUGUGGAAAUUAUGUUAAUUGUGAAUAGUAUAAGACUUAACCUCAUGUCAAAGAAGGCAGACAAUGAGGUAAAUAAAUACAUGUCAAUGUU